UUAUUUCUCUAGACAGUUAAAGCAUGUCAGAUCAUCACAGCAUGACGGUUCGCUAAAGUUUCCUCGGGCUAUGCCCGGCGGGUCGUUGCACCAUUAUUGUAUACGAUGUUCAUGCUGUGGAAAAAUUGUGGAUGGGAGAUGGAAUUGAACCAUCACGGAAAGAGCCCAAACCGAAGCACAACCGACUGUGCCACCAUCCAACCCAAUGCUGGGUUAUUUAUUUUCAUUUAUAUUCUUUCUGCAAGUGCGGACACAACAAUUGCCAACAUUAGUUCAUUUAAUUUUAAAAAUUUAAAAAGGUCAAAUCAUGGGGAUAGCUUGUAA
Meloidogyne enterolobii is the source of this 324-nucleotide messenger RNA. The record is from the annotation of a GenBank genome assembly. Lineage: Eukaryota; Metazoa; Nematoda; Chromadorea; Rhabditida; Meloidogynidae.